AUGCCGAAUGUCAUGGCUGCGAUGAGAAAUUGGAUUCAAGGGACUGGAUCAGAGGGAAAGAGAAGGGUGGCCGUUGUGCAUUGUAAGGCUGGAAAGGGAAGAAGUGGAACAGUGAGCUGCAGCUAUUUAAUCAGUGAGGAAGGCUGGAAAAGAGAGGACGCGCUCGAGAGAUUCACUGUACGGCGCAUGCGGGCCGGCUUUGGGCAGGGAGUCAGUAUACCAAGUCAACUGAGGUACGUGAGGUACGUGGAUCGAUGGACACAUGAGAUGAAGAAGAAGUAUGUUGAGAGGCCAAUUGAGAUUGUGGAGGUACAUGUCUGGGGUCUGAGGGAUGGCGUCAAGGUGGCCACAGAGGGAUAUGUGGAAGGAGGUAAGAGGAUCCACAACUUCCAUACCUUCACGCGAAGUGAGAAGACGGUUGUGGACGAGGGCCACAUCGCAACCAAGCAAAUACCCAUGGAACCAAAGGAGAUUCGCAAGGACGAGGAGAUGAUUACGUCGCCUGUCGAUGGGUCAUCGCCAUCGUCGAGUGGCAUGAACCUCAAUAAGACGUAUAUUGGAUCAACACAGACCGUCAUCCUCAGACCCGCAGGGGCACUUAUUGUGCCUACCAGCGACGUCAACAUCGACUUCGAGCGGCGCAACAAGGCCAGUUAUGCCGGUCUAACCAUGGUUACAUCUGUUGCUCAUGUCUGGUUUAACGCCUGGUUCGAAGGUGGCUUUGAAGGUCACGGUUCUGGUAUGUUUGAGAUCGAAUGGGAUGCUAUGGAUGGCAUCAAAGGUAGCGCAAGGAAGGGUGUGCGUGCGUUCGACAAGCUGAAAGUGGUUUGGCGGUACCCAGAAGGCCAUGAAGAUAAGGUGGUGGACGAGCCUAAAGUGGGGGAGCCAGUGCCCGAAGCCGAGCCGGCGGACUGGAAGGGCGAGGACCCAAACAAAGAAUCCGAAGCCAGUCAUUCCGGGGGACUCGACAGCAACAGGAAAGGCGGCGCAGCACUGACGGUUGGGGCCGUUCUGAGCGAGGGCACUUCACAACUUACCAAAGAGCUGGGGCUCAGACCACAGAAUGCGGGAAGUGCAGAUGUGAGUCUAGCAUCGAGCGUCAAGGAUGAGCCGGCCGUGAGCAAGAAGGUGGAAGACGAUCUCGAAGAAGGUGUCAAACCACACGGGCCACAAGGCGAAGAAUACGUAAGCUAUGAUGAACAAAGCCACCUUGAGGGAAGGCAUGACACUAAGGCUGGCAAGUACCUGGAGAUGGGAGUAGGCCGGACGGCAAGUCUUAUGGGAAAGAUGAGGGGCAGCAAGAAGGAUGAGGGUAACACGAUAAAAAUCGACACAGACCGGAAGCAGGCAGGUACAGACAGCAGCGAUGGCAAGAACGGGAACCCUCCUCCAGAAAAGUAG
Messenger RNA from Cyphellophora europaea CBS 101466, 1401 nucleotides. RefSeq lists its product as uncharacterized. Gene Ontology annotation, biological process: protein dephosphorylation; cell motility; negative regulation of cell population proliferation. The transcript has a single exon. Bases 1 to 1401 code for a protein of 466 amino acids. Gene Ontology annotation, molecular function: protein tyrosine phosphatase activity; phosphatidylinositol-3,4,5-trisphosphate 3-phosphatase activity. The record is from RefSeq and is a predicted model, not a curated record. Gene Ontology annotation, cellular component: cytosol; nucleus; plasma membrane. NCBI's taxonomy places the organism in Eukaryota, Fungi, Ascomycota, Eurotiomycetes, Chaetothyriales, Cyphellophoraceae.